Molecule: messenger RNA, 1707 nt
Organism: Vespa velutina
Lineage: Eukaryota; Metazoa; Arthropoda; Insecta; Hymenoptera; Vespidae
Product: centrosomal protein CCDC61-like
Exons: 7
Coding region: 120-1175 (351 amino acids)
Cellular component (GO): centrosome
Source: RefSeq, a predicted model, not a curated record
CGUAUAAUAACAAUUUCGCACUUUCUAUAAAAAGAUCUUAUUUCAUUUUUUUCCAUUACGUUUAAUACAUUUAGAAUAUUUUUGUUAGAUCUUUCUUAUAUCCUCUUAUAUUUUUAAAUAUGAACGAAUCGGGAUCUAAUUUAGUGACCACCUAUGCUUUUAAAGGAGGGAAAGAAUAUGUCGUAAAAAUGAAAGUGAUGGCUUUUAAACGAUGUCAAAGAUGUUUGGAAUUGACAAUAACUGAUAAAUUUACUGCUGAGGAUUGGCGAUCAUCUUAUGAUACUGCAUAUAUUGAAAAUUUGACUCAUAAAACAGGAAAUUAUAAACAGUUUGACGUAUUUGUCGCAAUGCUACAAUCAGGACUAUUAAAAACAAGCGAGUCUAUAACAUUGGAUUUAUUGACUUUUGAGGAUCUAGAAUUAUUACGUUCUCGCAAAAUUGAUAGUAGUUCUGUUUCAGCUAUGAGUAAUAAGGCAAAUAAUCGACGGUAUCUCAUUUUAACAUAUACAGUAGAAUUUGAUCGAAUCCAUUAUCCAUUGCCCUUGGAAUACUGUGGUUUGCCUGAUCCAACAAUAUUGCAAGCAACAAUAAGAAGAUUGCAAGCUGAAAUUGAAAGAUUAAAUUCUACUGGUAUGAACAAAGACCUUCAAAAACGAAUAGAGAAACUUACAAUCACAAAUCAAAGGUUACUUGAAGAAAAUCAUAAACUCUCUAAUGGAGGAAAGGGUAUAAGACGAUUAGCAAGUGCAAUAAGUGCAUUAGAAAAUAGCGUUGCCAAAGAACGAACAUCAUUUCGAGUACAAAUUCAAAAACUUCGUGCUGAAAAUGCUGUAUUGUCUCUAAAAAUACGUCAGCUUACUGAGUCUACUACCAGAAGAUCUGGUGAUGGUAGUCCUGCGUUUAAACGUCGGACUCCUCCACCUUCUUCGCAUAGUCGUCGUUCCAUUAAUAGAAGAAGUAGAAGUCGAUCUCCUUCUAUUUCUGGUCAUUUUAAAACAUCUAGCCUGUCACCUGGAAGUUCAGUGGAGUCAUUUCAAACUAAAAAUUCUUCGAAUCGGAACAUUGUAAAAUCACGUUACAUUUCCUCUAAAGAAUCAAAGAUUGAUUUUGGAAAUUUGGAAUCAAGAAUUUACACACUUCAAAAAAUGUUAAAAGAGGGAAUUAAUUUAAGUUAAAAAAAUGAAUACAGUAAUAUUUACUCUUUAUGUAUAUACAAAUUAAAUACAUACCUUUAUUUGUUAAAAUUUUUAUUGAUUUUUAUAGUAAUUACAAAUUAUGUCAGUAUUAAUCAAAAGACUAGAAUUACAUGUAAAAUUGUAAGGUAGUGACAACAAUAAGCAUGUCUUACUAAUCGAUUACCUCAGUUUGCUUUAAUUUUAGUUUUCUACAUUAUUUUCCUAUGAAAAAUGAAGUAUAAUAAUUUAAAAAAAAUAAAACUAACAUCAAACAUAAAUUUUAUAUUGUAUAUGUUCUAUAUUCCAGAAGUAAGAAAGCAAUGUAAAGUUACAAAUUUAUAGGAUAACUAGAAUAAAAUGCCCUGAUAACAAAUAAAUAAUAUUCCAGGGCUUUAUUAGAGACAACCUGUUAUUUUAAAAUACAAUUUUAUAUAUCUGAAAGAACUUCUGAUAUAUACAAAAUAUACAUAAGAUACAUAAAUUAUAAUAUUAUAUGGAAAAAAAAUUAUUAUUGACCGAAACAUAAAAAAUU